Selaginella moellendorffii is the source of this 642-nucleotide messenger RNA. RefSeq lists its product as uncharacterized. Gene Ontology annotation, biological process: regulation of DNA-templated transcription. The coding region runs from base 1 to 642 and encodes 213 amino acids. The transcript has a single exon. Lineage: Eukaryota; Viridiplantae; Streptophyta; Lycopodiopsida; Selaginellales; Selaginellaceae. The record is from RefSeq and is a predicted model, not a curated record. Gene Ontology annotation, molecular function: DNA binding.
AUGAGUAUGGAUGUGUUCUCUUGCGAUUUCAUGGUGGAUGAUCUCGCGAUGAAUGAUCUCGCGCUGGACGAUCUCAACGAAGAUCAAGGCAAGUUUACUAGGCUGCAAGUCGAUGAUGGUGAUCCAUGGGCGGGUUUGAGCUGCCCUCCCUGGGAUCCCCAGGCGCUCGAGGAGCCCAAGCCAGUAAUCUCCAAGAGAGCUACCAGGCGGCCUCUUAGAUUCGCCUGUAUGGAUCUGGAACAGGACGACGAAGAGGAAGAAAAGCCCACGAAGCCCAAGCCCAAGAGAAAAUCCAGGCCCACCUCCAAAAGUGUUGCCGCGCCGAGGAAGACCAAAGCCGAGAAGCCCAAGAGGAUUUCCAGGCCCGCCUCCAAAAGAGUUGACGAGCCCAAAGCCGAGGCGAGGAAGAACGCCACCUCCAAGAUCUCUCCCGAGGAACGGGAGGAGCUCAGGAGAAUCCGAGAGACUCUGCCGGAUCACGCUUUGUGCCCGAGGUGUGACGAGUUUUGGCGCACGAGGUUCUACGACUUCAAUAACUAUCGCAAGGACCAGAUAAGGUAUAAGUGCGUGCCCUGCAACAAGAAGUGGACGCUCGGUAAGCCGCCACGAACGAGAACCAAGCGUGCUAAAGUUGCAAUCUAA